Molecule: messenger RNA, 2194 nt
Organism: Pygocentrus nattereri (red-bellied piranha)
Lineage: Eukaryota; Metazoa; Chordata; Actinopteri; Characiformes; Serrasalmidae
Gene: cdc123
Product: cell division cycle 123 homolog (S. cerevisiae)
Exons: 13
Coding region: 593-1642 (349 amino acids)
Cellular component (GO): cytoplasm
Source: RefSeq, a predicted model, not a curated record
AAGCGCUGAUUGGCUAGUGUUACUGCUACUGAGAGCUGACUGGUUGAUGAGUCUGUCAUAUCAUUGGCUGAGUGAAGUGGUUCGCACUCAGUGACAUCAUGAACGCACAUAAGACGCUAUUCUAUGUGUUCAAAAACACUAAACACAAUAAACAUAAAAUGUUUAUGCUGCUCUGUGUUCAGGGACUGAAAUCAUUUUCCACCUAAAACGUUUAAGCCUUUACAAACUAAUUAUGCUCUAAUUCUCCAUAUCAGCCCAUUAGCGCCCUCUAGCGUCUGACAAAUGCGGAGACUAUUCCUGAGUGGCAGAUCUCCUCUCUAGAAAAUCUCUGUUCCGCCCUCCGGUGUAUCCUGAAAAUAUGUCCCCGCUUGGCGGAAACCUGUUAUUCUUCUCCUAACUAGGUAAAACGUGUUCGGUCCGAGACUCAUUUUAAGACUAAUGUCAUGUAGUAAUUGCGUGCCAAGAGGAAAACUGCGGUUCUGAAACAUCAACAACAACAACAACAACAAGGCUGAUAUAGGAACUGUAGUGCGGGCCGGUGCGGCGGCUGUGAGGCGCUCGGUGGGACCUGGCCGAGCGGUGGGCAGCAGUGAUGAAGAAGGAGCAGGUCGUGAACUGUCAGUUCUCCGUCUGGUAUCCGCUGUUCAAGAAGCUCACGAUUAAAAGCCUGAUUCUGCCUCUGCCUCAGAAUGUAAUCGAUUACCUUUUGGAUGACGGGACACUUGUGGUUUCUGGAAGUGAAAACAGCACUCAGCGUUCACAGACCAACAACAGUGACUCAGAGGAAGAGGACGACAUUCAGUGGUCCGAUGAUGAGACAACAACUGUCGCCACGGCACCAGAAUUCCCAGAAUUCAAUUCAAAAGUGCAGGAAGCAAUAAACGCGCUGGGUGGCCGAGUCUUCCCCAAACUGAACUGGAGCGCACCUCGAGAUGCAAACUGGAUUGCCUUGAACAGCUCUUUGCAGUGUCAGAGUCUCAGUGACAUCUUUCUGCUCUUCAAAAGUUCAGACUUCAUCACACAUGAUCUCACACAGCCGUUCCUCCAGUGCAGUGAUGACUCCCCAGACCCUGGUAUAAACUAUGAGCUAGUGUUAAGGAAAUGGAGCGAGCUCAUCCCAGGUGGAGAAUUCCGCUGCUUUGUGAAGGAGAACAAGCUUAUUGGCAUCUCUCAGAGAGACUACACCCAACAUUACCAGCACAUCUCCAAACAAGAAGCGAGUAUUUCCUCCUCCAUCCUGCUGUUCUUCAAGAACCACAUCCAGCACCAGUUCCCUGAUGAGGACUUUGUCCUGGAUGUUUACAGAGACAGCAUGGGUCGUGUGUGGCUGAUUGACUUUAAUCCGUUCGGUGAGGUUACAGACUCUCUGCUCUUCACUUGGGAGGAGCUAACAUCUGGAAACAGUCUUACAGAUAGUGAAGACACAGCACUACAGGAGAGUCCUGCUUUCCGGUACACCACCAGUGAAGUGACUGUCCAGCCAAGUCCAUGUUUGUCCUACAGAAUCCCACGAGACUUCUUGGACCUGUCCACUGGAGAAGAUGCUUAUAAGCUAAUUGAUUUUCUCAAAUUGAAAAAGGGUCAACAAGAGGAGGAGUCCGAGGACGAGGCUGAGGCUGAGCCUCACGUGGCCAGUACAUGAGGCGACUCAAUAUGUUAAGUGACCAACAGAUUUGCUGUUGCUUACAUAGCCGCUCUCAUUUUCCCCAACGUUAAUUUUCUACUUUGCAUAUUGAUUAGAGACAUCUUCCCCUUUUCCCGCGGGACUGUACCGAUACUGUAGACAUGCAUGUCUUAAUGCUAAGCUACAUUUUGGAAAUAUCCUUUACUUUAUGUGAUGAAAUGCUACGAUGCUACAGGGCGGUUUUGAGGUUUUGAUUAAAUGAAUGUAUGCGUUUCAAGGGUGGAAGACUAAGAAUAGUGGUUUGCUUUGAUGUUCUGGCCAUGAUGUUGGUCGCAUUCGUCCACCGGACAUAAGCAGCCAACAGGAACGAGAUCUGAGCAUGGUUACAGACAUUAGCCUGGCUCAUGCUCUUCACAUAUGUUGACAGAAUAAAUCCUGAAAUGAUGAUGUUCACAGGUUGAUAUUAUAUAAUCAGCACAGGCCAAAUACUUUGUUUAUAGAUUGUAUACUUGUGCAUAUGUAGUUACCAGUGGUACUUUGUUUCAAAUAAAAAGUAUCAUGUUUACAUUA